This is a messenger RNA of Phytophthora sojae, 498 nucleotides long. RefSeq lists its product as hypothetical. NCBI's taxonomy places the organism in Eukaryota, Oomycota, Peronosporomycetes, Peronosporales, Peronosporaceae. Bases 1 to 498 code for a protein of 165 amino acids. The record is from RefSeq and is a predicted model, not a curated record. The transcript has 3 exons.
AUGGCGGCGGCCUCGGGCAACAGGCAUGGCGGGGGCAUCGGCCAUGUCGGCGGCCUCGGGUAUGGCGGUGGCCUCGGCCACGGUGUGCACGCUUUCGAGCGUGGUCCUCAAGCUAGGACGGCCGGCGGCUAUGAUCAGGUGCCGCCGGUGUCCGGCACCUCGGCCAAAAUGGGUUCUUUUGUUGGCCUCCGCCAUGCCUGUUGCCCGAGGCCGCCGUUAUGUCCGAUGCCCCCGCCAUGCUCGUUGCUCAAGGCCACUGGCAUGCCUGACUCCGACACCACGCUCGAGGCCGCCGGUAUGCCCGACGCCCCCGCUAUGCCCCACUCCGACGCCACGCCCGAGGCCGCCGACAUUCUCGACCCAGACGUCGUGCCCCAGGACCCCAUCAUGGCCGUCUCCGCCAUCACAGCCGACUCGAACUCCAUGACCCCGUGCCCCGCCCGCCCGACGAACGCCAUGUCGAUUCGCUAUCAGCGCAACAUGCAGGCGAUCGAAUGA